This is a messenger RNA of Durio zibethinus, 1383 nucleotides long. RefSeq names its product B3 domain-containing protein At2g36080-like. Lineage: Eukaryota; Viridiplantae; Streptophyta; Magnoliopsida; Malvales; Malvaceae. The record is from RefSeq and is a predicted model, not a curated record. Gene Ontology annotation, molecular function: DNA-binding transcription factor activity; DNA binding.
CCCUUUCUCUUUCUCUUUCUCUUUCUCUCUCCCUCUCAUUUUCAUAUCUUUUGAGCUGCAUCAAAUAGUUUCCACGUCAAACCCAUAUUCAUCACGCCUCUUUCAGCCCACUCCAUCCUUUCCUCUCUUUUUCACUACAGUUCUCUGCUGUACCAAAUCACCCAUCUCUCUCUCAAAUGUCCAUAAACCACGUCUUUGAGUAGAAACAAUCAAACAACAAAAAUAUCAACUCAAACAACAAAAACAAAAAGUCCUUCAUGGAACCAACCCAAAGCUCCCCUUCUUCAAAGGUUCACAAGCCUUUAAUUCCCCUUGAAAACUCCUCCUGGACCUCCCAUUUCUACCCUCACCAAUCUUGGCUAAACUCCUACAACAAUCCUCGAGACCACCCUCACCAUCCCUCCAUGUUCUUCCCUUCAAAUCACCCUUCCCACGACUUCAACCUUAACCAAGAGGAAGACGAAGAACUCGACGACCAAACGUCCACUUACAACACCGAAAACCCUAACCAAAACCUUCAUGAAAACCCCCUAGGCCAUGAAAGAGAACCAAUGUUUGAAAAACCCUUAACCCCGAGUGACGUUGGCAAGCUGAACAGGCUUGUUAUCCCCAAACAACAUGCAGAGAAAUACUUCCCACUCGGCGGUGACUCGGGCGAUAAAGGGUUGCUACUGAGUUUUGAAGACGAGUCAGGCAAGUGUUGGCGUUUCCGUUACUCUUAUUGGAACAGCAGCCAAAGCUACGUGUUAACAAAAGGGUGGAGCAAAUACGUGAAAGAGAAGCAACUUGAUGCUGGUGACAUUAUUUUAUUCGAACGACACCGUACGUAUAGUGAUAGAUUGUUUAUAGGAUGGAGGAGGCGCGGUGCGGCAGCGGCGGUUGCAGCGGCAGCAGCGGAUGGCGGUAACGCCGUGAUGGGGAAUAAUAGCGGUGGUGGCGGUGACAAUGAGGGGUGGAGUAUUAUAGGAUUGUAUGAAGGGCAUCCUAAUCUUGGGCACAUUGAAGGCCAUGGGUCUAUUGCGCCAUACCAACCUGACUGCCUUCAUGCAGGAAGCAUGGCUCAAAAUGCAGCACCAGCUGGGAACCCAAAGAGGUUGCUGCGGCUAUUUGGGGUGAACCUAGAGUGCCAGCUCGACGACUCCGAGCCAUCCACGCCUGAUAUGUCGUCGGUGUCGAGUCAGGGUCCAACCACCCACCAGUUUUACUCUCAGUCCUACGCUUCAAAUUAUAUGAGAUAUCAACCAGAUGAGAAACCAUCGAGGAUAAGAUUUGAAGAUGUGACAUCCAAGAUUUGACUUAAUUGAAUCCCACGCGGAAGGUCAAAAGAAAAUACUAUUAGUAUAUGAGAAAAGAAAAGAAAUAUAUAUAUAUAUAUAUGUUCUG